GUGUGCCUGGUGGGCGUCGGACCGGGCGACCCGGGCUUGCUCACGCUUCGCGCGUAUCAGCUCAUGCAGACCGCGGACGUGGUGCUGUACGAUCGAUUGGUGUCGAACGAGAUCCUGAAUCUCGCGCGCGCGGAGGCGCGGAUGGUGUACGUGGGGAAGCGAGCGGGGUACCACACGCGGACGCAGGAGGAGAUACACGAACUGCUGGCGGCGUUCGCGGACGCCGGGGCGACGAUCCUGCGGUUGAAGGGCGGGGAUCCGCUGGUGUUCGGGCGCGGCGGGGAGGAGUUCGAGUUCCUGCGCGAGCACAAUCCGAACGUGCGCGUGGAGGUGGUUCCGGGAAUCACCGCGGCGGCGGGCGUCGGGAGCGAGCUCGGCAUACCGCUCACGCACCGCGGGGUGGCGACGUCGGUGCGGUUGUUGACCGGACAUCUGCGCGAGGGCGCGGGCGAUCCGGUGGAUUUCGCGGUGACGAGCGCCGACGUCGAGACGACGCUCGUCGUCUACAUGGGUCUGGGCACGCUCCCGAAGCUCAGCGAAAAGCUCAUCGCGAGCGGAUUUCCGGCCGAUAUGCCCGCGGUGGCGAUCGAGCGCGGCACGACCGUGGACGAACGUCGAGUGUUUAGCUCCAUCGAGCACCUACCCGAAGCCGCGGCGGCGUGCGAGCUCGUGUCGCCGACGCUCCUCAUCGUCGGUCGCACGGUGACGCUCAGCCCGCACUGGCCGUACGCCGCGGACGAAUCCUCG
Molecule: messenger RNA, 747 nt
Organism: Ostreococcus lucimarinus CCE9901
Lineage: Eukaryota; Viridiplantae; Chlorophyta; Mamiellophyceae; Mamiellales; Bathycoccaceae
Exons: 2
Biological process (GO): siroheme biosynthetic process
Molecular function (GO): uroporphyrin-III C-methyltransferase activity
Source: RefSeq, a predicted model, not a curated record